Priapulus caudatus is the source of this 393-nucleotide messenger RNA. RefSeq names its product protein krueppel-like. The annotation marks the transcript as partial. The record is from RefSeq and is a predicted model, not a curated record. Gene Ontology annotation, cellular component: PcG protein complex; transcription regulator complex. The transcript has 2 exons. Gene Ontology annotation, biological process: regulation of transcription by RNA polymerase II. Gene Ontology annotation, molecular function: RNA polymerase II cis-regulatory region sequence-specific DNA binding; DNA-binding transcription factor activity, RNA polymerase II-specific. Lineage: Eukaryota; Metazoa; Priapulida; Priapulimorpha; Priapulimorphida; Priapulidae.
AUGAGAACUCACACGGGGGAGAAACCAUAUAAGUGCGAUAUCUGUGAUGCUACCUUCUGCGAUCGCUGUGAUGCUACCUUCUCCCGUCUGGAUAGUGUGAAGACACACCUGAGAACUCACAGUCAAGAGAAAAGAUAUAAGUGCAAGCGGUGUGAUGUUGCCUUUCCACAAUCGGGUACUCUGAAGACACACAUGAAAACCCACACGGGAGAGAAACCGUUUAAGUGCGAUCUGUGUGAUGCUACCUUUGCACAAUCGGCUCAUUUGAAGACACACAUGAGAACUCACACGGGAGAGAAACCGUACAAGUGCGAACUGUGUGAUGCUGCCUUCUCACAUUCGUGUUCUUUGAAGACACACAUGAGAACCCACACGGGAGAGAAACCGUACAAG